Molecule: messenger RNA, 1443 nt
Organism: Capsicum annuum
Lineage: Eukaryota; Viridiplantae; Streptophyta; Magnoliopsida; Solanales; Solanaceae
Product: transcription factor MYB27-like
Exons: 5
Coding region: 680-1309 (209 amino acids)
Biological process (GO): regulation of DNA-templated transcription
Cellular component (GO): nucleus
Molecular function (GO): sequence-specific DNA binding; DNA-binding transcription factor activity
Source: RefSeq, a predicted model, not a curated record
GAAACUUACUUUUGUCAUGUAUUGACUGUUAAAUGAGGAUGAGAAUAGUGGUAGAGCAAGUGUUAUCUUGCCAAAUCAAUCCUUGUACACUGCUUUGCGUUGUCCUGGUUGGAUGUACCUGGUGGAAUAGUCGAGGUCUUUCAAAGUGAGCAGUUUAUACAGUAUAGUGGUAAAAUUCAACUUGUCUUGUGUCUCAAUUCAAUGGAGAAAGCUGUGAAGCACAAUAAGAUUUUGUUGCCCCCACAAGAGAUGCAUAUAUUGGAUCAAAUCCUCAUGCUUAUCUUGAGUUUUCUAAGUAAGCACAUGCCUUAUUAAAGUUCUUAUAGUUUAUAUUAUUGUGAUGAAUGAGACAAAACCUUUAUGCCCACAGUGUAGUGUUAAGCAGACAACCUUGGUGUACUGUACCAAAAAUGGUGAUGUAAAAGGGAGAUAGAACUCCACUCUUUAUGCACAUAAGAUUCAUAAAUCCAUUGCUGACCCAAUGGUAAGCCUUAAAAAGAUGAAUUAUCUAUUAUGAUGGUGCUGGUAUUCCAUUAUAAACUGAUGUUUUCCACCUAUUUUGCCAGGUAAGAUCUUCUGCUUACUCUUUUUCUCUUUUUAUCCUAAUACAAUUUGCCACCUUGGCUCACCCUAUAUAAGGUAACUCUCUUAUGUUGUGGCAACCAUAAAUGGUUCACUAAUGUCUUCUCAGUUAACCAUGCAAGAAGAGGAACUUCGAAGAGGGCAGUGGCUUGAAGAGGAAGAUGAGAGACUGGCUAUGAUUGUAGCCAUUUCAGGUGAACGUCGUUGGGAUGCAUUAGCAAAAGAUUCAGGGUUGAAGAGGAGCGGGAAAAGCUGCAGAUUGCGAUGGCUGAACUACCUCCGCCCAAAUCUAAAGCACGGUCAUAUUACUGCAGAUGAAGAACGUUUGAUAAUCCGACUUCAGAAACAGUUUGGAAACAAGUGGUCAAAGAUUGCAAAACAAUUGCCUGGAAGAACUGAUAAUGAAAUCAAGAACUACUGGAGAAGUCAUUUGAGAAAGAAAGCACCUGUUUAUGAACAAGAAUGCUUUGAAGAUAAUACAAGUAAUUCAGAACAAAAGUCAUCAAUUUCGAACCGCGCUACUGUCCUUAAUUCAUCCAACAGUGAUGACUCUUUUUCUGAAAAAGGUGAUUGUUACUCUGCUGAUUCUUUGGCAAAUGAAGUAACAUUAUUGGAUGGGAUUCCAAGUUGGUCAUAUGAACAAAGCAGAAUGGAGCAUCAUAUGUACUUUUGCAGCUCAAACCUAUGUUCUUGUUAUGCGCCAUGGACCUCUGAAGACAAUAAUUAAAUCUGUCCAAUUAUAUUAGUUUUUUUUUUUUUCUGUAGAAAUACAAAGAAUCUGAUGGUAUAGACAUCUUGAGUUGUCCACUCUUAUGAGGGAAAGGAGACAACAAGAUGCAGGUUAAAUAUCCAUUUUGGACA